Sitodiplosis mosellana (orange wheat blossom midge) is the source of this 1863-nucleotide messenger RNA. RefSeq lists its product as uncharacterized. The transcript has 5 exons. The coding region runs from base 1 to 1863 and encodes 620 amino acids. The record is from RefSeq and is a predicted model, not a curated record. Lineage: Eukaryota; Metazoa; Arthropoda; Insecta; Diptera; Cecidomyiidae.
AUGUGGUGUAUCGUUAAAUCAAAUGUUGCGAAAAUUUCGGACUAUCAAGCAUCGAACGAUGAACACGAAAAUGAUAAUUCAGUAGUAUCAGCAAAUUCUUCAGCAUCGAAUUCGCGUGUAUUAUUAGCUACGGCAUUAAUUAGCGUGAAAGGUAAAAAUAACGAAAAAUAUGCACUUCGUGCUCUGAUCGAUCAAGGAUCGCAGAGCGCGUUCAUCACCGAAUCAGCAAUGCAAUUGCUCAAACUAAAAAGAAUAAAACAAAAAACUUGUUUUGCUGGUCCGAUAGACAUUCUUCUCGGCGCAGCUGAAUACGCACAAAUCAUAAAACCGGGUCUCAUAAAAGGUUCUACAGACGAACCGAUCGCCCAAAACUCUGAAUUGGGUUGGAUCAUUUCGGGACCAACCAAUUUUGAUUCAGCCGUGGGAGCACAAGUAACAACGCUCAUUUCAGUUGUCGACGUCGAACAACGUAUAUCUGAAUUUUUCAAGCAUGAUGAUAUAAAAAUCGACGAUGACGAGUGUGCUCUCACUGAAGAAGAACAAAUGUGUGAAAACCACUUUCAAGAAAACACUAUUCGUUUGGAAAAUGGAAGAUAUUGUGUCAAAAUGCCAUUCAAAAAUGGAAAAAAUGCACCAGAUUUAGGAAACUCGCGAAAAUGCGCCAUUGCAACAUUUUUGCAGUUGGAAAAUCGAUUCAAAAAAAAUCCUAAAUUGGCAGAAGAAUAUAAAAAAUUCAUUCACGAGUACAUUGACCUAGGUCAUAUGGAACGAUCGGUUUACAAUCCAAAUAUCACAUCGUAUUAUUUACCACAUCAUUGUGUAAUACGAGAUAGCACAACUACGAAACUUCGGGUAGUGUUCAAUGGCUCUCAAAAAACUGACAACGGAAAAUCUCUCAAUGAUGAACUUGCAUUGGGUGCCAUAGAACAAAAGGACAUGUUAAGCAUUCUAAUCAAUUUUCGCAUUUACAAAUAUGCAUUUACGGCUGACAUUGAGAAAAUGUACCGCCAAAUUUUAAUCGACGAAAGCCAAAGAGACUUGCAAAAAAUCAUUUGGCGUGAUUCCCCUGAACUACCGCUUUCUGAAUUUAGACUUAUCACGGUCACAUACGGCACCAGUCUCGCUCCGUUUUUAUCACAUCGCACUACAAGACAACUUGCAAUCGAUUGCGAAAAUGAAUAUCCAGAAGUAUCAAAUACCAUAAGAAAAAACAUGUGGGUUGACGAUGUGGUAAAAGGUGCUUUUACUGAGGCAGAAGCAAUACAAUUGUGUAGCGACUUGCGCAAGGUAUUCAGCAAAGCCGGAUUCAAUUUACGAAAAUGGUCUUCAAACAACGUAAAUGUGCUGUCCGCAAUUCCGGAGAGUGAUCGUGAAUUGAAGGCUAUAAGCAGCAACGUGAAAGCGUUGGGCAUAAAAUGGUCGCCGUCUCAAGAUGUUUUCACAUACGAACUCAGUUUAAAAAAUCAUUCAAAUCCAUUUACAAAAAGAUUGCUACUAUCUGAAAUCUCUUCAAUGUUCGAUCCACUUGGCUGGAUAUGUCCAGUAGUAAUUUCAGCGAAAAUUUUGGUACAAAAGUUGUGGGAGAAAAACGUCGAUUGGGAUGAAAUUGUACCGAAAGAAAUCGCUGAAAAAUGGUUGGAAAUAAAAAGCGAAUUGCAUCUCAUUAAUGACAUCAGAGUGGAACGUUGGAUAAAUUACAAUCCUGAGGAUGUCAUGGAGUUGCAUGGUUUCGGUGACGCAGCGGAACCAGCAUUCGCAGCUGUGAUUUACAUUAAAAACGUCACGCAAAACACGUCAUCGAUUGGAUUCGAGGAAAUCCGAAGCGAUACAAAAAGUUUAUCGCACACCGUGUUUGUGCAAUAG